GUACCACGACCAUUAAUCGAUAAAAAUGCAUUCAAGUGCGUGGUUGUGUACCAUUUUCUUGUGUCUGACUUUAACACAAGGACAAUUACAAGUUUCCAUCUACUAUGAAUCGUUAUGUCCUGACAGCCUGCGUUUUAUCACAACCCAACUUUACCCUACUUAUCCGAGCUUUGCAAAUUAUUUGAGACUCGAUUUGGUCCCGUUUGGCAAAGCUACAGCAUCAAAAUCAUCAGGUCACUGGAAAUUUCGUUGCCAACAUGGCCCUCGUGAAUGUUACAACAAUAAAAUCCACACAUGUGUUAUCGCUCACAACCCCCCAAAACCCACUCUAAAUUUCAUCAACUGUGCCAUGAAAUCACCAGACUCGCCAAAAAUGUGUGCGAUAGAGAGCGGUAUAUCGUGGAACGUAAUCAGUAAUUGUCUCAAUUCGGGCCAAGCUGAUGUUUUACUAGCCCAAAAUGGUGACAAAACGAAUGCGGUGACUCCGCCAAUUGAUUAUGUGCCAACUAUAAUUUUCAAUGGAGUUUACAGAAAGGCCAUGCAGAAUUUUGCUGAAAAACAUUUCGCAAAAAGUGUUUGUUCACAACUGAAGAACCAACCCCACGUUUGUAAAAAACUUAGAACUUUGUAACAACGUUAUUAUGUAAAAUCUGCGAUUUGUGACAGAUUUAAAUCAGAACUCGAUUAAAUAAAAUUUCUUAUCUGAUAAAA
Tribolium castaneum (red flour beetle) is the source of this 711-nucleotide messenger RNA. Its product is annotated as GILT-like protein 1. The transcript is spliced from 4 exons. The record is from RefSeq and is a predicted model, not a curated record. Bases 26 to 631 code for a protein of 201 amino acids. Gene Ontology annotation, molecular function: oxidoreductase activity, acting on a sulfur group of donors, disulfide as acceptor. Lineage: Eukaryota; Metazoa; Arthropoda; Insecta; Coleoptera; Tenebrionidae.